CUCCUCCUCUGCUGCUCUUCAUCCCUCCAUCUUUCUUCUUCUUCUCUUUGGGGAAAACAAAUGUUUGCUUAGUCGGCUUGAAAGUUGUCUCCCUCGAAGGUUUAUAUUUUAUUAUUAUUGUUGUUUUUUUAAUUUUUCAUUCUUGUUUUUUUUUUUUUAACUUUUUUCAAAAUUUCUGUUUUUCUUUAGUGUUUUCCUCUUUUUAUAGCUUCUUCAUCGUAAAACUCAACGUGAACUUAUUUGCUCAAAAAAAAGAAGAAAAGGAAAGAAAACUUUCACUCCUCACUUUAUUUUUGGCUCCUGGUCUCCAUUGCCUUUGGGGUUCGGAUGUUUGGGGUCCAGGAGAGUCUCCCCCGGGGGCCCGGAGGCAGCAUGAAGGAGGAGCCGCUGACCGCUCGCUCCACAUGGAUCCACACGGCGGCAGUUUUGGAUGCCAACACAGCCGCUCAGAGCGGCGUGGCUCUGUCCCGCGCACACUUCGAGAAGCAGCCGCCGUCCAACUUGAGGAAGUCCAACUUUUUUCACUUCGUCCUGGCGCUCUACGACCGUCAGGGGCAGCCGGUGGAGAUCGAGCGAACCGCGUUCGUGGACUUCGUCGAAAAGGAGACGGAGACUCCGGGGGAGAAGACCAACAACGGGAUCCACUACCGUCUUCAGUUGCUCUUCAGUAAUGGUGUGAGGACGGAGCAGGACGUGUUUGUGCGCCUUAUCGACUCUUCCACCAAACAGGCGAUCGUCUAUGAAGGUCAAGAUAAAAAUCCAGAAAUGUGUCGAGUUCUACUAACGCAUGAGAUCAUGUGCAGUCGCUGUUGUGACAAGAAAAGUUGUGGGAACAGAAACGAGACGCCGUCAGACCCCGUCAUUAUUGACAGAUUUUUCCUGAAGUUCUUCCUCAAGUGUAACCAGAACUGUUUGAAGAACGCCGGCAACCCCAGAGACAUGAGGAGGUUCCAGGUCGUCGUCUCAACGACAGUGAACGUGGACGGUCACGUUCUCUCAGUCUCGGAUAACAUGUUUGUUCACAACAACUCCAAACAUGGCCGACGAGCUCGCAGACUGGACCCCUCGGAAGCAGCCACUCCGUGCAUCAAAGCCAUCAGUCCCAGCGAGGGCUGGACGACCGGCGGAGCCACCGUCAUCCUGAUCGGAGACAAUUUCUUUGACGGCCUACAGGUGGUGUUUGGGACCAUGCUGGUGUGGAGCGAGCUGAUCACACCUCACGCCAUCAGAGUGCAGACUCCACCACGACACAUUCCGGGGGUCGUCGAGGUCACACUGUCAUACAAGUCCAAGCAGUUCUGCAAGGGAGCGCCGGGCCGCUUUGUUUACACAGCUUUGAAUGAGCCCACCAUAGAUUAUGGCUUCCAGAGGUUGCAAAAGGUCAUCCCUCGUCACCCCGGAGACCCGGAGAGACUGCCCAAGGAGGUGCUGCUAAAGCGAGCUGCUGACCUGGUGGAGGCGCUGUACGGGAUGCCUCACAACAACCAGGAAGUGAUCCUGAAGAGAGCAGCGGACAUCGCAGAGGCGCUGUACAGCGUACCUCGUAACCACAACCAGAUCCCAUCUCUGGGCAACAGCGCCCCCCACGGGAUGAUGGGCGUGAACACGUUUAACGGACAACUGACUGCUAAUGUGUCGGACGCAGUGUCAGUGGGCUAUAGUCGUAACGCAGGCAGCGGCUCUCCACGGGGGUUCGUGUCCAGCUCCACUCCCCAGCACAGCAACUACGGCAACACUGUCACCAACAGCAUGAACGCCUACAACAACAGUGGGAUGUCCAACAUCGGAGUAGCAUCGUCACCAAACUUCCUCAACGGCUCUUCUACCAACUCCCCGUAUGGCCUCGUUUCCUCCAGCCCGACCAUGGCCGGGUCCAACUGUGGCUCCACUCAUGGAGUUUUCUCCUUCUCUGCUGCUGUGAAACAGAAGAGCGCCUUUGCCCCGGUCGUCCGGGCAACUGGUUCCAGCCCCCCUCCCAACUGCUCUGCUCCUAACACCAAUGGGUUGCAAGGAAUGUCUGGACUUGUGGUUCCUCCAAUGUGAAACGAAUCAGCUCCAAGGGACGAGGCCUCUGCCAGUUACUGACCUGUUCAUCGCAGUGAAACCUUGUCAAUAAAUAUCCUCUAUUUUCUUCUUGUUUCAGUCUGAUCCAGCUUUUGGAUUCAGCCCCCCCCCCCACUUGGGAUCUCGAUUUGUUUUUAAAACAUGUCCUCUGACAACCACAGUGUGUAAACCCCCUCACCUCCCCACAUUCCCUAGUCCCUGUCAGUUUUUUUAACACUCUGAUUUGAUCAAUAUUGUUGCGCUAUACCUGUACAAACCUGCAUUGUUGACUGUGUCUUCUCUUGUGUUGUGUGACUCUCCACACUUUUGGUGCUGCCUUUGUGUAAUGCUGUGACUAGCUGUAAUUUGUCAGUUGACCUCUGCCCCCUUUGCCACCGCACAACCACACUUCUCAUCCAAAACGUUUUGUACAAAAAUAAAAAGUAAUUUAUAUCUGAUGUUUUUCUAUCUCUGGAUGGUUGUUGUCAUGGAUACGUACAAACUUUCACACAA
Synchiropus splendidus (mandarinfish) is the source of this 2556-nucleotide messenger RNA. Its product is annotated as transcription factor COE3-like. The transcript has 16 exons. Gene Ontology annotation, biological process: regulation of transcription by RNA polymerase II. The coding region runs from base 328 to 2043 and encodes 571 amino acids. The record is from RefSeq and is a predicted model, not a curated record. Gene Ontology annotation, molecular function: RNA polymerase II cis-regulatory region sequence-specific DNA binding; DNA-binding transcription factor activity, RNA polymerase II-specific. NCBI's taxonomy places the organism in Eukaryota, Metazoa, Chordata, Actinopteri, Syngnathiformes, Callionymidae.